AUGUUCAAGCUUCUACACGGGAAGUUCAUCAUCGCAAACCGUAUGCAGCCAGAUGGCGAUACCAUCAGGUUCAAGCCUGACAACGCUGGUUUCGUCGAAGAGCUGCGAAGAGGAUCUCCUGGUAGCUCCAUCAACGAUAAAGGUGUCAAUAUCCGCUUGGAAGCGGUUGAUGCACUGGAAAAAAACCAAGAGUUAAUGGGCGCCACAGCCGCUCGUGACGAGCUAUUGCAUAUGCUCGGGUUUACGGGUGUCAGAUAUACUGGCGACCCCCCGUUUUUUAUCAGUUCUGGCGAUCAAGAAGUCAUUGGGCAUGUAUCGUCCAAUGGUUUUGACAGCUUUGGCACACGGCUAGUUGGCUUCGUCUACAAAGGCGAUGGUAGCGUGCACGGCUCGGAUGGCUCUGACAUCUCCCUAGAUGAAGGCCUGGUAAAUGAAUCUGUCAACACCGCUCUGCUCUCUGAGGGAUAUGUCUUCCCAGCAUUCUACGACACUCUACCGGAGAAUAUACGCGAACAUUUGGCCACCAAGUCAAAAGCUGCCCGCAGGGCAAACAAGGGCGCCUGGCCACGAUCGAAGGGUUUCCCAGGAGAUCCGCUCAUCCUUGAGACGCCAAUCUUGGCAAGCCUGAGAGAGGCGGUCUUAUGGCCCAAGCUCUACCGCCGUCUAGAAAGUUACCUCAAGUCAGGUCGACAUAAAACUUUGGAUGGCUUUAGUGAAUGGCUUCAAGAAGACCCCCAGUCGCGCGACGACGGCAUCCUUCUCAUCCAGAGCAACCCGCCUGAAUCAGUCCGCCUGCACGAUGUGGUGGAGGCUUCCGGCAAUAGCGUCGAGCUCAAGUUCUGGCCUGAAGACUUCAUUGUCCAAGGCCACCCUACGAACACCAACGGAUCCCAGCAGUGA
This is a messenger RNA of Fusarium venenatum, 900 nucleotides long. RefSeq lists its product as uncharacterized. NCBI's taxonomy places the organism in Eukaryota, Fungi, Ascomycota, Sordariomycetes, Hypocreales, Nectriaceae. The record is from RefSeq and is a predicted model, not a curated record.